UAUAGACUUUUGAAGGUUUUUCAAAGAAUAUCAGGAGAAAGAUAAGCAAAUAUGAAAAAAUUCAGAGUUUUUGAAGUUCAAUUGGUUUCUUAUCUGUAGUAAGCAUCUUGUACAGUUUAAAGUUUUGUUUGAUUGAAAAAAUACUGAUGGUUUGUUGUACAAAUAAUAGGCAAGAAAUUGUGGGACGGAGAUGAGAUUUUUUCUCACUCCAAAAUUUCUGCCGCCUGCGCGGCGCGUCACAUUUUUUAAAUAAAGUUGAACAGUCUGCUUUUCUAGUUCCUAAAAACAUUACCUAAAAUGAGCCAAUCUUGGUGUUUCAGAGUAGUUGAAAUCUGAAAAGAAGUACAAAGAAGAUUAAUCGACUCAUCCUCCUUUUUGCAUCUUUAGAGAUCAUUCGCUCGGUUAUAUCGAACAAAUUAUAUUCGCAUAAGAUAUAAAAAAUAUUAAUAAGGAACCAGGUCUCUUUGGAUAAAGCUCCAAAACUGACGCUGCAGGUACUAUAAUUUCCUAAUAUUUUCACAUGACCGAAGAGGUGCUAUCAGUGUAAGAUAUAAGUUGCAUUAAAUAGAUGAAGGAAAAUCUGGAAUUUUAAAAUAAGUCUCAAACGUGUGGUGCUGACGAGUAAAUUACUCUCAACUCUGUGUAUAGUGAUCAACAAUUAUAAAAAAUUUAAAUCGGCUGAUCUUGUGCUGCGCCAGGAGUGAAAACCGUAUCCCACCUGGAGUAGGAGGGAAUAAUUUUGACAUGAGGACUAUCGCUAUAGAUUCUGGUGUCUCAUCAGCCACGCUCCUAUUCGCCGUAUGUGCCAUUUACCGGGGUCAUGCUAAUCCCUCAGACACGUCAGACACUGCCCCAACGUUGCAAGAGACAAAAACAACACGAAACGGUGACAUUUGCAAGCCAAGAGAAGAGCUCACUGCCGACCUUCUCCGACAUAAAAUCAUUCCCGACUUCAUCAAUGAUGCCCCGUCUAUUGUUUGCACGGUCGAGUGGGUAGAAAGGCACUCCGCUGACCUUGGGAAUCUGAUUCCAAAUGAUGUGGCUGAUUUCCAUCCAUAUUGGGUAUACUACGGAGGCAAUGAAACAGAAUGGCAUACCUUAAUCGUAGCAGGUCUUGAUGAGCCAUCUUACAAAGAGCCAAUCCUUCGUGAGUAUUUACAUUGGUUGGUUGUCAAUGUACCAGGAAAUAACUAUCAUAAGGGACAGGAACUUGCUUUUUACAAGGGACCAGAACCAGCUAAAGACACAGGCAUACAUCGGCAUGGCAUUGUUGUUUACAAGCAACCUGAGAAGUUGACGUUCACAGAAAAACGCAUUAAAUCUCCUAUUAAAUUGGAAGGAAUUUUAUUUGUGGACAUGCCGCAAAAACCUUGGAUAGGCCGUCAUGACGGGUCGCUAUAUCUGGCUUUAUAUAUUUUUAUCUCAGCACCACUGUUUGUUAGUAAUGAUGAAGUAGCUGUUACGGAUCAUCCCUUGAAUUACUCACCUAAAAAAAUUAAAGCCGCUCUAGAAGAACAUAAAAUAAUCCCGGAUGCACUGGACAUCGCACCUGAAAAAGGAAUCCUGGUAGAAUGGAUUCACGGAGCUAAAGCGGUCUAUGGAAAUAUAUUAAACUCAUUGGACGUUCUAACAAGACCCCAUUGGGUUAAGUGGGAGUUUAGUUUUACUGAGACACUACACUACACUUUCAUGUUAUUUGGUUUAGACGAACCAACCAAAGAAAAUCAUACUUUACGAGAGUGGCAAUUUUGGCUCGUGGGAAAUAUACCUGAAUAUAGCAUUAGAUUUGGUGACGUAAUGACGUAUUACUUACCUCCAAAACCACCGAAAGGCUCAGGUAUUCACCGAUAUGUGGUGCUUCUAUACCUUCAACCAAAUGGAUCUAAGAUCGAAUUUGAGGAGAAGAAAAAUCCUAUUUUCGACAUUCGUGAUGAUAAGGCUCGAGGAAAGUGGUCGCACAAGAAGUUUGCUGCGAAGUACAAACUAGGAGACCCUAUCGCAUGCAAUUUUUUUCGAGUACGAUGGGUGAAAAGUCUAGAAGACAAUGACACCCAUGUAGUGUAGAAGAAAUGAGGAAACUUUAGAAAACAAUUAUUUCGUAAAAUUGGACAGGCCCACUCAUCGAAUGCAUCCACGACAAGGAUGAAAAACAAAAGGAGGAACAUUUUAAUUGACAGCUCGUGUGCCUUUCGAGAGAUUUCCACGUCAAUAUAAUCUCAGUUCACAGAUUAUGUGAUUAUGGAGACAUGUGAGCUCUUCCCUCUGAAAAUAUAUGUAUAUCAUGUUUGAAUGCCGUGGGUCAGGCUGGCCUUUUGAUGGCGCGUUUGUCUGUGUAGGUACGUGCACAAUCUAGCUUUCAGUAUCUGUAAAUACAUUUUUAUAAAGUUAA
This is a messenger RNA of Bemisia tabaci, 2389 nucleotides long. NCBI's taxonomy places the organism in Eukaryota, Metazoa, Arthropoda, Insecta, Hemiptera, Aleyrodidae. The record is from RefSeq and is a predicted model, not a curated record.